Messenger RNA from Oppia nitens, 852 nucleotides. Its product is annotated as PE-PGRS family protein PE_PGRS5-like. Lineage: Eukaryota; Metazoa; Arthropoda; Arachnida; Sarcoptiformes; Oppiidae. The coding region runs from base 1 to 852 and encodes 283 amino acids. The record is from RefSeq and is a predicted model, not a curated record. The transcript is spliced from 3 exons.
AUGGGAACACAAAUGGGAUGCAAUAUAUUGAAUUUAAUUAUUGGAAAAACAUUGGCUCAAAAUACAAAUAUUCAAACAAAUAAAGAUUCAAAUACAGAGCCGGGAGUUCCUGGACUACAAGGUUUAUCGGGAAUUAAUGGUCUUCCGGGACACCCUGGAGGACCUGGACAAAAUGGACAAAAUGGUCAAAAUGGUAGUCCAGGAGGACCGGGAGCUCCAGGAGGGUAUGGAUGUCCUGGUGGAGCGGGUGGUAUGGGAGGAAAAGGAGGGAAUGGCGGUGAUGGUGGUGCAGGGGGUCUGGGAGCUUAUGGCGGACGUGGUGGACAAGGUGGCAUUGGAGGUACUGGAGGUCCAGGUGGACCAGGAGCACCUGGAUGUUUUAUGGGACCGGGUGGUAAUGGAGGGAUGAGUGGUACAUCUGCAAAUGGCGCUGAAAAUGGUCCAACAGGUGAUCUUGGUAAAUCUUAUAAAAAUGGAAUAGCGCUAAAUGGUAUAGGAGCGGGAACUCCGGGAACUGCUGGAGCUCCAGGACAAGAUGGCGCACCUGGAGCACCAGGAGGACCUGGACAAGCAGGACAAGAUGGACAGGCAGGUUCACCUGGAAUGUCUGGAGGAACAGGAGGGUAUGGUUGUCCAGGAGGACAGGGAGGCCGAGGAGGUGACGGAGGUAGAGGUGGAAAUGGUGGAGCAGGAGGUUCGGGUGGAGCACCGGGAGGACGGGGUGGACUUGGGGGUAGUGGAGGCCGUGGAGGGAAUGGUGGCAAUGGAGCACCAGGUUGUUAUGGAGGACUGGGAGGUGUCGGUGGUGUGUCGGGAGUUGCUGGUAUUCCUGGAGCUAUAGGAACACCUUAA